AUGAACAUGCGAGCUAUUUUCCUGCCGGACGGUAUUGUGGUCUUGGGGCACAUCUCUCACCGCGACAACAACAUCACGGACUGCACAAUUUUGCCGAUUAGCUGCUACGAAGACCCGUUUGUGCAAUACAAGAACCUGUCCUACAUGCACUCAGUGAACGACGCCCUAAAUACCGUUAGGCACCUGCAAGUGACGGAGGGCCUAGACACCAUGUACGCCGUGUCAGCGUCGUUGGCGGGGCGUUGGUACAAGCCAAGGAGGCCGGACAACGAAAACGUUUUAUAUCCGGGAAAGUACCGCCCUGGACUGCAGUGCAAAGUGGGAGACUACCCCCAGAAAGCUCACGUACGAGAGGUUUGCGGCGACGAAAGCUAUGAAUAUACCCAGCACUUUCAAUACACGGCACAUCACCUCAUAGGAUUUACCUGGGACAAGAAGGAGGGCUUUGCGAUAACCUUCGAGACGGAAGAAUCACUCGCAAGAAAGUUCUGCCUUUCCUUCAGCAACAACACGCAGUUGCUUGUGGGAAUUGCCGCCUACGACGCCAAUUACGAUGCUGCGCCCAAGGACUGCACGCAGUUCCUGGGAGCCCCUUGGUCGCGGCUCAUGUGGAUCGAGAGGAUGAGCAAGCUGCUCAGAGUUGCGACCAUGUAUGACACGAGCAAAUUCUUGGCGCGCUGCUUGUACGAUAUCAAUGCGACGACGAAGAUUGCUGCUCAGCGGGCACUUCCCACCAGUGCCAUGUCGUCAAUGCUCCGUUGAAACCUUUAUUAAUUAAUUACUUCAUGAAAUACUAAUUGAAUUUUUGUAACAUUUAAUCAUUCAAAGAAUGACAUACUAAUGCCGCCACCUUUCUUCAUUAAUGUACGGCUGAACGCACGCGUUUGUUUACUCGACGGCUUUGCGAGGGUGAGAUAAUAUAUGCACAA
Messenger RNA from Dermacentor silvarum, 929 nucleotides. RefSeq lists its product as uncharacterized. The transcript has 6 exons. The coding region runs from base 1 to 762 and encodes 253 amino acids. Lineage: Eukaryota; Metazoa; Arthropoda; Arachnida; Ixodida; Ixodidae. The record is from RefSeq and is a predicted model, not a curated record.